AUGUUCGCCCAUCCCCUGGCCAAGGUCUCGGGCACGCUCAUCUUCAGCGAAACACCUCUCUUCAACGUACGAGAACCCCGGGGCAACGCGGCUGUCAUCGUUGCCUUCAACAACGCCACCAAACCCCAACAGGAUGAUUAUCUGGCCCUGUAUGCGCAGGACUCAGACUCUCAGGGCGACGCCCGCGUGAUCGAUAUAUUUAAUUCCAACGCCUGGCAAACCGGACCUCGAACCUCGAUCUGUCCGCAAGCUGCGCGCUUCAACCAUGCAUGUGUUCCAAACGCUAGCUUUGCUUGGAACUCCCGGAUAUGCCGCAUUACAGUCCAUGCCAUCGUCGACAUCCCGGCUGACACUCAGAUCUACCUGAGCUACGAGCGACCCUAUCAAACAAAAGAUGAACGCGCCGAGAAGCUCGCUGCAUACGGAUUCGCUUGUUCCUGUGCGGCGUGUGGAAGCAAUGCUGCGGCUAGUGAUGUUCGCAGAGCACGUAUGGCGAAGCUGAAUGCCAGAAUUCGAUUUGAAAAGCGACAACUAUGGAGGUCUCCGGUACCAAGAGCAGCAUUAGAACUAAUCAGGCUGCUGAAAGAAGAGGGUCUAGUAGGCGAAGCUCUAGGUCUCGCUUAUCACGACGCAGCUGAAGGAUGGAGAAGGCAUGGUCGGCUAGACAUGGCAGUGAUCUAUGCGGUCAAGGAGCUGGAUGUGUCGGUCAUGUGUUUUGGGCAGAACUCGCCAUGUGUCGAUGCUUCGAUGGCUUUCUUGCAAGAGCUGAGAAGUCGGUUUGCAAUGGAGGUGGAAUCCAGAAAUGAGCAAGCUUGACGAUAAUUGUGCCGGUCCGUUGGGGCUAGAGACGAAAUUGAGCCGAUUCACCAGCUCGAAGAACAACCGGCAAACUCGGCAUACCAAGGAUGUGCGCUGCAGCAGGUUCUCAGUAGAUAUUAGGCAGUCCGCACUGCAAGCGGGCCAAUGACAGACUGGUCAGCUGAUGUGACAUAUCAAGGCGACUUCUACACAGCCACUUUCUUCACAUUACAAACUGUCACCAUACACCAACGUACUCAAAGAGGGAUAAUGAGAUGACAUUUUAACGAAAAGUUUGAUCUUAC
Messenger RNA from Parastagonospora nodorum SN15, 1103 nucleotides. RefSeq lists its product as hypothetical. The record is from RefSeq and is a predicted model, not a curated record. Gene Ontology annotation, molecular function: protein binding. NCBI's taxonomy places the organism in Eukaryota, Fungi, Ascomycota, Dothideomycetes, Pleosporales, Phaeosphaeriaceae. Bases 1 to 816 code for a protein of 271 amino acids. The transcript has 2 exons.